This is a messenger RNA of Sesamum indicum (sesame), 285 nucleotides long. It is a transcript of the gene CLE45, whose product is annotated as CLAVATA3/ESR-RELATED 45. The record is from RefSeq and is a predicted model, not a curated record. Lineage: Eukaryota; Viridiplantae; Streptophyta; Magnoliopsida; Lamiales; Pedaliaceae.
AUGGAUCAUUACAUCCAUAGGGCGUUUAUGUUGUUCGUUUGUGUAGGGUUACUGGCACUGCAACCAAAUGAAGUUUGUGGAUUGAGACGUUCUGACCUUGCUCUCAGACGGGAUAGAGGGGAUCGACUGGUGAUGGUGAAGAGCCAUCGCGUCCUCAAUGCAGUUCAUGUGAAUAACCUGAACACAGACAAGAAACCAGCACCAGUAAACAAGAAAUUUGAUUCAAACCAAUCAAGCAAAAGGAAAGUUCGAAGAGGAUCAGAUCCCAUCCAUAACAGAACUUGA